Molecule: messenger RNA, 6426 nt
Organism: Prionailurus viverrinus (fishing cat)
Lineage: Eukaryota; Metazoa; Chordata; Mammalia; Carnivora; Felidae
Gene: KIF3C
Product: kinesin family member 3C
Exons: 8
Coding region: 805-3198 (797 amino acids)
Biological process (GO): microtubule-based movement; mitotic spindle assembly
Cellular component (GO): nucleus; spindle microtubule
Molecular function (GO): ATP binding; plus-end-directed microtubule motor activity; microtubule binding
Source: RefSeq, a predicted model, not a curated record
CGGGACCUGGGUCGGCACCCGAGCCUGUCAUUCCGGAGGGGUCCGCGGGGGUGCGGGCGGGCGAUGCACCCCUGUCCCCCGCGCUCCGGCCGCGCCGGGCUCGCGCCUCCCGCCCCGCGGCCCCGCCCCUUGCCCCACCCCAGCCGGGCGGCUUAGCUGGGGCCGCAGCGCGGCGGCAACAUCACUCUCGCCGCGGCUGCUCCGCCCCAUCCCCUUCUGUUUUUCUCUCUCAUUCUCCGGUGGCAGCGGCGGGGAAGGUGGAGGCAGGGGCAGCGGCAGCCGCGCUGGCUGCAAUGAAUGAUCCCCCAGCGCGGGGGGAGGACCCCAGGUGAGCCUCUGCCCUCGGGAGGGCCGGGACCCCCGGCCGCCCAGGACCAGCAGCCCCCGCCAUGGAUCCCUAGAAGAGGAGGAGGAGGAGAAGACAGCUUCGCCGCCCACCCCCAUCCCAUUUUCCUCUUCCUUUAUCUCAUUGUUGCCGUAGCUGUUUACGGCAGCGCUCCCUCUGCCCCAGCAUGGGGCGGGUUCCGGGCACUGCCAUUCGGCCGGUGCGGCUCCCGCGGCUGCCCGGGGAUUCUGCCUAAUUCUCCCUGCCCGGCCGGUGCAGCGAGGACCGGAGAGCGGUGGAGGCCCGGACUGCAGCAGCGGCGGGGCCACCUCCCAGCAUCCCCACCCUAGGAGGCUGCAUGCGGAUUGAAGAGCGGCGCCUGGGGGCUGGGCCGGCCCCGCUGAUCCGGACCUAGAGAGGACAGCAGGACUGCCCAGGCUGCGGAGGGGCCCUGGGGGCAGGAAGGACAGAGCAGCAAGAUGGCCAGUAAAACCAAGGCCAGCGAGGCCCUAAAGGUGGUGGCCCGGUGCCGCCCCCUCAGCCGGAAGGAGGAGGCUGCUGGUCACGAGCAGAUCCUGACCAUGGACGUGAAACUGGGCCAGGUGACCCUGCGGAACCCCCGCGCUGCCCCAGGGGAGCUGCCCAAGUCCUUCACCUUUGAUGCCGUGUACGAUGCCAGCUCCAAGCAGGCGGACUUGUAUGAUGAAACCGUGAGGCCCCUGGUAGACUCGGUGCUUCAGGGUUUCAAUGGCACGGUGUUUGCCUACGGCCAGACGGGCACUGGCAAGACCUACACCAUGCAGGGGACCUGGGUGGAGCCCGAGCUGCGCGGGGUCAUCCCCAAUGCCUUUGAGCAUAUCUUCACCCACAUCUCUCGCUCCCAGAACCAGCAGUACCUGGUCCGGGCCUCCUACCUGGAGAUCUACCAGGAGGAGAUUCGAGACCUGCUCUCCAAGGAGCCUGGCAAGAGGCUAGAACUGAAGGAGAACCCGGAGACCGGCGUCUACAUCAAGGACCUCUCCUCCUUCGUCACCAAGAAUGUCAAGGAGAUUGAGCACGUGAUGAACCUGGGGAACCAGACCCGGGCAGUGGGCAGCACUCACAUGAAUGAGGUCAGCUCCCGCUCCCAUGCCAUCUUCGUCAUCACGGUGGAGUGCAGUGAGCGAGGCUCAGAUGGUCAGGACCACAUCCGUGUGGGCAAGCUCAACCUGGUGGACCUGGCUGGCAGUGAGAGGCAGAACAAGGCAGGCCCCAACACAGCCGGAGGGACGGUCACGCAGUCCACGGGGAGUGGCGGUGGUGGUGGUGGUGGUGGUGGUGGUGGUGGUGGUGGUGGAGGUGGAGAGAGGCCUAAGGAAGCCUCCAAAAUCAACCUCUCACUGUCUGCCCUGGGCAACGUGAUCGCUGCUCUGGCGGGGAACAGGAGCACUCACAUCCCUUACCGGGACUCCAAGCUGACCCGGCUGCUCCAGGACUCUCUGGGGGGGAACGCCAAGACCAUCAUGGUGGCCACCCUGGGGCCAGCUUCUCACAGUUACGACGAGAGCCUCUCCACCCUGCGCUUUGCCAACAGGGCCAAGAACAUCAAGAACAAGCCCCGGGUGAAUGAGGACCCCAAGGACACUCUGCUGCGGGAAUUUCAGGAGGAGAUCGCCCGCCUGAAGGCCCAGCUGGAGAAGAAGGGGAUGCUGGGAAAGCGGCUCCGGAGGAAGAGCAGCCGCAGGAAGAAGGCUGUGUCAGCCCCAGCCGGGUACCCUGAGGGGCCAGUGAUAGAGGCCUGGGUGGCUGAAGAGGAGGAUGGCAACAACAACAACCACCGCCCGCCCCAGCCUACUCUGGAGUCAGCCUUGGAUAAGAACAUGGAGAAUUACCUGCAGGAACAGAAGGAGCGUCUGGAGGAAGAGAAGGCGGCCAUCCAGGAUGACCGCAGCCUCGUGAGCGAGGAGAAGCAGAAGCUGCUGGAGGAAAAGGAGAAGAUGCUGGAAGACCUAAGGCGGGAGCAGCAGGCCACAGAGCUGCUCGCAGCCAAGUACAAGGCCAUGGAGAGCAAGCUGCUCAUCGGGGGCAGGAACAUCAUGGAUCACACCAAUGAGCAGCAGAAGAUGUUGGAGCUGAAGAGGCAGGAGAUUGCGGAGCAGAAACGCCGUGAACGGGAAAUGCAGCAGGAGAUGAUGCUCCGAGAUGAAGAGACCAUGGAGCUCCGGGGCACCUACACGUCCCUGCAGCAGGAGGUGGAGGUCAAAACCAAGAAACUCAAGAAGCUCUACGCCAAGCUGCAGGCGGUGAAGGCAGAGAUCCAGGACCAGCAUGAUGAAUACAUCCGCGUGCGGCAGGACCUGGAGGAGGCGCAGAACGAGCAGACCCGGGAGCUCAAGCUCAAGUACCUAAUCAUCGAGAACUUCAUCCCCCCUGAGGAGAAGAACAAGAUCAUGAAUCGGCUUUUCCUGGACUGCGAGGAGGAGCAGUGGAAGUUCCAGCCGCUCGUGCCAGCUGGAGUGAAUAACAGCCAAAUGAAGAAACGGCCAACGUCAGCCGUGGGCUACAAGAGGCCUAUCAGCCAGUAUGCUCGGGUUGCUAUGGCAAUGGGGUCCCACCCCAGGUACAGGGCUGAAAACAUAAUGUUUCUGGAGCUGGAUGUGUCCCCUCCAGCUGUCUUUGAGAUGGACUUCUCUCAUGACCAAGAACAAGACCCCCGUGCACUACACAUGGAGCGGCUUAUGCGGUUGGACAGCUUUCUGGAAAGACCUUCCACAUCUAAAGUUCGGAAGUCCAGGUCCUGGUGCCAGAGUCCUCAGCGGCCUCCACCCUCUACCACACACGCCUCACUGGCCUCCGCUGCUCUGCACCCCACAACAGUGCUAGACCAUGAGUGACAACCUUCAGUCAGGCUGCCCAUCCAAGAGCCUCCUGGGCUGGGGAGCCAAGCCUGGAUCAUCUCACCUGACGCUCAGUGUGCGUGCGUGUGUGUGCAUGUGCGUGUGCGUGUGUGUGAGGGGGUGAGCAUCUGGCAGACCGCGUCUCUGCCUGCUCAUCUUAGCCUCCUUUAUUUAAUUAAUGUUAUUUAUUUGUGGAGCUCAGCUGUGGGGGGAGAUGCCUUCACCUGAGCCUGCCGUGGCCACUGCAUAGCCUCCUUUCCUUCUGACUUUGGACCCCCGCCAUGUCUGACCUCAAGCUCCUCCCUGUCAGCUGCUCCCAGAAGGGAAGGUAGCCAGUGCCUGAGAAGAGAGUACUUUUUCUACCUGUCUCUCUCCAUAAUCUCCAUCUCCUCCUAUGCCGACGGUGAGCAGUUCUUAAGCACUUUCUGGGACUAGAAAAAUGCUAGAUGUCCACAAAGGACAAGACAUGUCCUGACAGUGUCAGGCCGAUGCUCCCAGGGAAAAGAGCCCUGCACUCAAGCGUCUGGACCUCAGACAACCUCUGUUGGCCUCUUGGGCUCCUUUUCAAGGACUUAUGUGACCUCACCGACACAGCCAUGCUCUUUGGCUUUGGCAAGAACUCAUGGCUUACCAAACUCUGCUUCCUGGCCACCUUCCCAACCCUUGGAUGGGAAUUGUGAACCAACCAGUUGCUGCCUGCUCAGGACCUGCAGGAAAUGAAACAGUAAUGGGACAACAUGGACAGUCAUCAAAGGAAGUCCCUUCUCUGAGUCCCUUUGUUUCUGUUCCCUCUGAGAAGUAACUGGGGUCAACGAGUGAUCAAGCCAACACCCCGUUUUUGAGACGCUGCUCCUUCCUGCUUUGGUCACUUUCCUCCGCAGCUGCCUGGAUCCCAGUUCAUAGUGGGAGCGAUCAAUGUCAUUCUCCCCCUGGCUAAACAAAGGUAUUGGAAUCUGUUGCUUCCCCCUUCAUUUAUCACAGGAGACAGGGACCCAGGCACAAUUUAUCAACCUUGCCUAUUACUCCUGUUUCUGCAUCACAUUUGUUGAGCACUAUUUUGUUGAAAACUGAUCCUUUUUCUUUGGCAUUGUAUAAAUUGGUCCCUGGGGAAGUACUCCUCGCCUCCCUUUGUGACAUACCAAGAUGUCUCCAGGUUAUCUCAAAUAAUAAGUAAAUUUCUACCAAAAAAAAAAAAAAAACAAAAACAAGAGAGAGAGAGAGAUUAAUUUUCACUGAUUUACUUUUUAAGUGUGUAUUUUGGUGGAGGAAUGAAGAGGCAAUCAUGAAAGAAACAAGUGGUUUAAGAUUUCAAAAUGCCCUAAUAGGGGGAGUCUCUAGUUCCCAGAAUUUGAGGAUUUUAGUCAUCGGGAGAACAGCAUGAAACCGACCGAGCUGCUUGAAAUUGGGUGAGGGGAAGGUGGUGGGGGGUGGGGGCUGAUUACCUGGUUCUUCUCUUUCCAUCAGGAAGUGAACCCGUCUUAUACAGUUCAAGUUCUGCUGUAAGGACCAAGCUAUGGUUUGGUUUAAUUCAAUGAUGCUGUCAUUUCUGCUGUAAUUACCGGACUAGCUGGUUUGGCAACUCAAUUGCCAUUUGCUCCUGUCCUUCAAGGAAAUGCCAUUUUUCAUCAGAGCCCAAGAGAUUGAGACUCAGGAUUCAGAUCAGAGGUUUGGCUGUGUCUCGAUGGGAAUUGUGUGUAGAAAUGCCCCAGGUGGCCUGGGCACAGGGGGACCUCCAUGCCUACAUUGAGUAGCCUCUCCCACUGACCUCUUUCUUGUUUGUAGAUGAAACAGCACGUGUCACCCCAUUCAUCACUUGGACACAUCGACUUCGCAUUGUCUGGUCACUUGACCCUCACAGUCUUAUAGCACAAAAUACCCAGUCUCACCAACCCCAGUCUGAGGGCUGGGCCCUAGGUGUGUCAGAUGAGGAGCUCCUGCCCGCAGUUUUGUGUACGUGUGUGUGUUUGUGUGUGUGUGUGUGUGUGUGUGUGUGUGUGUGUUUACCUCCACAGGGGACACUCGACACUCAGUGUAAGACAUGCUGGGAACAGGGCCACCGGGGUGGUUGGAUCUCAGUCUCUCUGUCUCUCUCCUUCCCUUUUGAUGUAUCAGACAUUUGAUUGACAAAGUAAGGGCCUUGACUGGGACCAAAUUUCCAUGUCUGUUGCUAUGGUCUUUAUUUAGGACAACAGUUAACGCAGUGGCUCAUUCUUGUCACUAUACAUAUGGCUAUACAGGACAUAUGUAAUAUAUAAAUAUAUAUAAAAAACAUUACCGUCUGUCUCCUUGGCUUCAGAUGAGGCCUCUCUGUUGAGCUGAAAUGCACCUGCAGCCCAGCCCUGUUCAAAUUAACACAGUCGAUAAUAAAGGAAUGAGUAUCGUCGCCGAGCUGGUUGCCUGCCUUCUCUUUUCUUUGUUCCUACUUUUACUCUCGUUUUCUGCCUUCUCUCUCUUCCUUGUUUUUCCAAGAGCAGUUCAAGGGUAUUUGGAGCCCAGCUGCAGUUCCCAGCACCUUGGGGAAGAACCAACUGCUUAGAAGGGACUUGUCUGCCCAGUGGGGCUGAGGGGCAGGUCCCAGGCUCUAGUCUGAAGUCCGUGCCAGAACCAUGGCAGCAACUGUUUGUGUCCUAGGCAAACGGUCCCCACCCAGUUAAUUCUGAGCUAUUAGCAGAUGUCAGCGCGGCCUAGAUUCCAGAUUAGCUGUCAAUAUCAUUUGACAGCUCUGCUCCUCCAUUGAUCAGCCAGGAGAAAUGAAAGCGGUCAGUAACGUGUGUAAAGCGCACAGAGAUGCCUGGCCGGCGGCGGGCGCUGAAUUAAAAGAGUUUCAAAGAAGAACAUCCCGAUAGGCUCUCUUCUCAGGGCUUCUUUCCCUCCCUCUGAGAUUGGACAAUUGCUUCCCCGUAGCAUGGGGGUCUUAUGGGAAAGGAAAAGUAGUUACCUCUAACAAACACAAGGCCCCUGACUCCCAGGGGAGCACCGUGGUUGGCCUGGUGCACGAAAUGCAGCAGUGAGCCAGCUGGUUUGGCACAGGUGCUUCUCCCGGAGGGGCUCCCUGCCUGUACACCAUGCUCCAGCCCUGAGUGCCGGGGCUGGAGUGGCUCUGCUCUUUGGGACUUGCCAGGUGUUGGGCUGGGUAGUUUACACGUGCACACUCAUUUAGUCCUCCCACAUGGGAGUUAUUGUCACUGGGUUACAGACGAGAUUGAAGAAAAUUAACUGACUUGG